This is a messenger RNA of Grammomys surdaster, 6456 nucleotides long. It is a transcript of the gene Uba6, whose product is annotated as ubiquitin like modifier activating enzyme 6. Gene Ontology annotation, biological process: protein sumoylation. Gene Ontology annotation, molecular function: SUMO activating enzyme activity. The coding region runs from base 29 to 3190 and encodes 1053 amino acids. Gene Ontology annotation, cellular component: SUMO activating enzyme complex; cytoplasm. The transcript has 33 exons. The record is from RefSeq and is a predicted model, not a curated record. Lineage: Eukaryota; Metazoa; Chordata; Mammalia; Rodentia; Muridae.
CUGGCUUGCUGCAGUCUCUCGGAAGGCGAUGGAGCGGUCUGAGCCGUUGGCUGUGCUUUCCUGCGAAGAGGCGUCCUGCUCCUCCUGGGGAGCCUGCGGUACAAGUAAAAAUUUACCAACCAUGACAACAGAAUCUUUGGAGAUCGAUGAUGGAUUAUACAGCCGACAGAGAUAUGUUCUUGGUGACACGGCAAUGCAGAAGAUGGCCAAGUCCUGUGUCUUCUUAAGUGGUAUGGGUGGUCUUGGAGUAGAAAUUGCAAAGAAUCUUGUUCUUGCAGGGAUUAAGGCACUGACAAUUCAUGAUACAAAAAAAUGCCAAGCAUGGGAUCUAGGGACCAAUUUCUUCUUGUGUGAAGAUGAUGUUGUUAAUGAGAGAAACAGGGCUGAAGCUGUACUUCAUCGCAUUGCGGAACUAAAUCCAUAUGUUCAGGUUUCAUCAUCCUCUGACCCUUUUGAUGAAACCACAGACCUCUCCUUCUUAGAAAAAUACCAGUGUGUAGUAUUGACUGAAGUAAAACUGACAUUACAAAAGAAGAUCAACAACUUUUGCCAUUCUCAUUGCCCUCCAAUUAAGUUUAUUAGUACAGAUGUAUAUGGAAUUUGGUCCAGAUUGUUUUGUGAUUUUGGUGAUGAAUUUGAAGUUUCAGAUACAACAGGAGAAGAACCAAAAGAAAUUUUCAUUUCAAACAUAACGCAAGCUAAUCCAGGUAUUGUCACUUGCCUUGAAAAUCAUCCUCACAAGCUUGAGACAGGACAGUUCCUAACAUUUCGAGAAAUUAAUGGAAUGACAGGCUUAAAUGGAUCUGUACAACAGAUAACUGUGAUAUCACCAUUUUCCUUCAGCAUUGGUGAUACGACACAGCUGGACCCAUAUUUACAUGGAGGCAUAGCUGUGCAGGUUAAGACUCCUAAAACAUUCUGCUUUGAACCCCUGGAGAACCAGAUAAAACAUCCACGGUGCCUUAUUGCAGAUUUUAGCAAACCUGAGGCACCUUUACAGAUUCAUGUAGCUCUGCUUGCCUUGGACCAGUUUCAGGAAAACUACAAUCGUAAGCCAAAUAUCAGGUGUCAGCAAGAUUCAGAUGAACUAUUGAAGCUAACAGUGUCUAUAAGUGAAACCUUGGAAGAGAAGCCUGAAGUGAACGCUGACAUUGUGCACUGGCUUUCAUGGACCGCUCAGGGCUUUUUACCCCCUCUUGCUGCUGCAGUCGGAGGUGUUGCUAGCCAAGAAGUAUUAAAAGCUGUGACUGGGAAGUUUUCUCCUUUAUGUCAAUGGUUGUAUCUUGAAGCAGCAGAUACUGUGGAAUCCCUAGGCAAUUCUCGGCGUGAAGAAUUUCUCCCACGAGGUGAUAGGUAUGAUGCCUUACGAACCUGCAUUGGAGAUACAUUGUGUCAGAAGCUACAAAAUUUGAACAUCUUCUUAGUAGGAUGUGGCGCCAUAGGCUGUGAAAUGUUAAAAAACUUUGCAUUACUGGGUGUUGCUACAGGCAGAGAGAAAGGAAUGGUAACAGUUACAGAUCCUGACUUGAUAGAGAAAUCCAACUUAAACAGACAGUUCCUGUUUCGUCCUCAUCACAUACAGAAACCCAAAAGCUAUACUGCUGCUGAAGCAACUCUGAAAAUAAAUCCUCAAUUAAAAAUAGAUGCACACCUCAACAAAGUUUGUCCAGCCACUGAGAGCAUAUACAGUGAUGAAUUUUACUCUAAGCAAGAUAUCAUUAUUACAGCACUAGAUAAUGUGGAAGCCAGGAGAUAUGUAGACAGUCGCUGUUUAUCAAAUCUACGGCCUCUCUUAGAUUCUGGAACAAUGGGCACCAAGGGACAUACUGAAAUUAUUGUACCUCAACUGACUGAAUCUUAUAAUAGUCACCGAGACCCCCCAGAAGAGGAAAUACCGUUUUGCACUCUCAAGUCUUUCCCAGCAGCUGUCGAACAUACUAUCCAGUGGGCAAGAGACAAGUUUGAAAGUUCCUUCUCCCACAAGCCUUCAUUGUUUAACAAAUUUUGGCAAGCCUAUCCUUCUGCAGAAGAUGUCUUACAGAAAAUACAAAAUGGACAGAGUUUAGAAGGCUGUUUUCAAGUUAUUAAGCUACUUAGCAGAAGACCUAGAAUCUGGUCCCAGUGUGUAGAAUUAGCAAGACUAAAGUUUGAAAAGUACUUUAACCAUAAGGCUUUGCAGCUUCUUCAUUGUUUUCCUCUUGACACACGAUUAAAAGAUGGCAGUUUAUUUUGGCAAUCACCAAAAAGGCCGCCUUCGCCAAUAAAAUUUGAUUUAAAUGAACCUUUGCACCUCAGUUUUCUUCAGAGUGCUGCAAAACUAUAUGCUACAGUAUAUUGCAUUCCUUUUUCAGAAAAGGACUUAUCAGUGGAUAGCCUCAUGGACAUUCUUUCAGAAGUUAAAGUUCAGGAAUUCAAGCCUUCCAACAAGGUUGUUCAAACAGAUGAAACUGCAAGGAAACCAGACCACGUUCCUGUUUCCAGUGAGGAUGAGAGGAAUGCUGUUUUCCAACUAGAAAAGGCUCUUUCCUCUAACAAAGCUACCAAAAGUGACCUUCAGAUGGCAGUGCUUUCGUUUGAAAAAGAUGAUGACAGUAAUGGACACAUAGAUUUCAUCACAGCUGCUUCCAACCUUCGAGCCAAAAUGUAUAGCAUUGAACCAGCUGACCGUUUUAAAACUAAACGUAUAGCUGGUAAAAUCAUACCUGCCAUAGCCACGUCUACUGCUGCAGUUUCUGGCUUGGUUGCUUUGGAGAUGAUCAAGGUAGCUGGAGGCUAUCCCUUUGACGCCUACAAAAACUGUUUCCUUAAUUUAGCCAUUCCAAUAAUAGUGUUUACAGAGACAUCUGAAGUAAGAAGGACUGAAAUCAGAAAUGGAAUAUCAUUUACAAUUUGGGACAGAUGGACUGUACACGGAAAAGAAGAUUUCACCCUCUCAGAUUUCAUAAAUGCUGUCAAAGAGAAGUAUGGAAUUGAGCCGACAAUGGUGGUGCAGGGAGUCAAAAUGCUUUAUGUCCCUGUAAUGCCAGGUCAUGCCAAAAGACUAAAGUUAACAAUGCACAAACUUGUGAAGCCUUCCACUGAGAAGAAAUAUGUGGAUCUUACUGUGUCAUUUGCCCCAGAUGCUGAUGGAGAUGAAGAUUUGCCAGGACCUCCAGUUAGAUACUACUUCAGUCAUGACACUGAUGAAUAGACAUUGUUAUGGAGAUACUCCAGCACUACUUUAUUUUGGAAAGUGUACUUAAUUCAGAAGCUCAGCUCAUAAUACUGUGGAUUUCUUUUUGCCUUAAUUUAAGGGAAACAUCAGAAGGAAACUUUACAGAGAAGAAUUACAAAACAUUUUGAAGCAUAGUACACAUUUGUCUGUGUCUUCCUACAGUUAUGAUCACAGCAGCUUUGAACUGGAAUACCAUUUUCUAAUGCUUACAAGAUUGCUUAUUAAACCCUGUGGAUGAAAGGAGGAACAAGAAAUCAUUUAUCUAUGACCAGAAGAAAUAAAGAUGAAGAAAUUGAAAACAGUGAAUUCAUGCUAUUCAGAAAGCUAAAUCCUAUUUCAAGGUUUUCUUUUUUAUUUGGUAUUUGAAACCCAUUAUUUCAAUAUAAAUAGUGUGGCACUGUACUGCUUACAUGACUAGGCUUUGAAAAUUUCAUAGCUGAGAGGAGGAGGGAUGGCAGCUAUAAAUGAAGAAUAGAGAUUUAAAACUGUAGUUACAGUUAGUGUCCUGUUACCUCUGCUAACAGAGUGUCCUGUUCCUCCUCCCCUAAGUCAGGAUUGUCCCUGAUCUGAUCAGUGUUGUAAACAAUGAGGUAAGAUGGCAUGUUAACUUGGACUAAAUGUUAACAGUAUUACUUGCACUCUGAAACUCUCAUAGAAAAUCCAUGAAUGUGAGCAGAUAAAUAUGGCUAAUCAUUUGAUUGUUAAUAUACCUUUAUUUUAUUUAUCUGGAAGUCUAAACUAGUCAUAGCAUAUAAAACCAAAAUGUUUUAUAAAGGGAAUAUUCUUAGAAAUAGCUGAAAAUUAGAAAUUUAAUACUAAUACAGUUGUCUUUUUUUUUUCUCUUUCCAGCAAUGUAAUGGAGAAAAUAUAUAUAUAUAGUAUUUUUUUUAAAGGAAGCAUGUCAUUUUACUCUUCAUUCCCAAAUUGGGAAUUGAACGAAAUAGAAAAAAUUAUAUUUUUUUAGGUUUUUCCUUAUUGAGAGAAAUACUCCGUUUCCUGAUAUGAACAGUUGCUACUAAUGAUAUAAUUGGGUCCAUUAAAGUAUAUAAAUAGUACUUGACUGUAAAAUCAGUGAAAACAGCAAGUGAGUCUUUUUUACAAGGGUUAUCAUGCAUUCUAAACAAGUGCUUACAGCGAAGUUACUUGCCUGGAGCUCCUAUUCUUGUUAAGAUCAUUACUAAAUACUUUGAAUUAAAAUUACAUCAGUAUUAACUCCAAGGGUAUCUCUUUACACUCUGUACUUACUUUACAUUUACAAACAAUUUAAAAUCUCUAUGGUAACCAACUUUUUGUUUUCUCCUUUUAUGAAGUAUCCGGUUAGGAAAUGGGGUGAGUUACUUGUGUAAGAAAAUGUUCUGUUCAUUGAGAGAUGGAGAAAAGUGGACAGGAUCUGUUUUAAAGAACUGGCUACCUUUAAAAUAAACUAUAGUUUUUUAUCAUAUUCUACCCUUCCCAUUGUUCAUAAAUUGAAUCAAUGAGCAUCAUAGGCUCUGUGGCUUUGAACUUAAUGAGAAAAAGAAGUCCUUUUUUGCAAUUUUUACUGUGUUUUCUCUUCUUUGGUAGUAGCGUAUUUUCUAAGUGAUCAUUCAGGAAUCCUCAAACAUGAGUCACUAGCUUGACUCUGUUUGCUUAAGUCUUCACAUGUAUUUGGAAGUAAAUGAGAACCAUGCUUUAUAGAGUGCGUUAGUAAAGAAAAUCAACCAGGUUUGCUUUGUUUGUAAUUAAACCCACAGCCAUUUUGCCAUUAGGUUUUUCUGUAGGUAAUGAUUAUUACUGUCCUACUAAAUUUUACUGAACUGGAAAGCCAUAAUAAAGUUAAUGUGAAAUUUUUUUCUUUAUUUUGUACCUUAAGAUUCUUGGUACUGAAAUACAGCUAUUGAAUACUGGGUUUAAAAAAAAAAGGAAAGAAAGAAGAAAAGUAGUGUUACUCCAUUCAUUUUUUUUUUUUAAUACUAAAAGUAAGUCAGAAAUUUUAGGUGUCAUUCUAAACUGUGCUCUGUGGUUCGUUGCAGAGAAUUUAAUUACACCUCUUUUUCUGUGGAUAAUGCUGCUACUGUUUCCUCUUAUGCUUUGCAAACAGAUGAGUGUGGAGCAUAUAAGCCAAGGAGGAAGUGUUUGUUUAGCAAGCUCAAAGCCCUAACUUUCAUAUACAGGUGCAAAAAUAAAUGAGAAAAAAGGGGCAGAAAUAUUCACUCCAGAAGAAACUAAGUUUGAGGUUUCUAAAGUCAAUUCUUUAUAGAACUUGAAACAGUUGUGUUACAUGUCUUAUUCCUUAUAUAUUGUUCCAGAAGUAGAACUUGGAAUCACUUUUUAUUACUUUGAUAGUUUGUCUUUCAUGGCACAUUGUUGGGACAGCAUCAAAGUACAAAAACAUAACCAUACCUGGGGUUGUAACUACAGUAGACAAGGUCACAAGAUUCACUACACAAGGCUCUGGGUUUGAGUCCCAACUCAAGAGUUUAGAUCUUAGAAGUCAGUUGAAGUAUCAACAGGCAAUUUGUGUUUGCUUUUCUCUUGCUGUAUCUUGAAGUGUGCGUGUGUGUGCGUGUGUGUGUGUGUGUGUGUGUGUGUGUGUGUGUGUAUGAUUUGCCUGCAUGUACAUGCACCACAUGUAUGCAGUGCUCAUGAAGCCAGAAGAGAGUGUUGGAUCCCUUGAGACUUGGGAACAAGCACAGGUUCUCUGGAAGGGCAGCCAGUUAGUUAUCUUAACCACUGAGCCAUCUCUCCAGCCCCCAAAGCGUCCUUGUUGUAGUUGAGAAAUGCAUGUUGAAAGUAUAUAAAAUGUGAAUAUACACUUUAAGGAAUAAUUUUAAGGUAUUUUCGUAUCUAACCAAUAUUGAAAUCAAUAGAACAUUGGUGUCAGAAACCUUCCUAAUCCUUCUCCAGUCUCAAGCAUUUUAAGUACCCUUGAUAAUUACUGUCUUCUUUUUGUAUUUACAGUUGCAGUUGCCUCGUUUGUUUUUUGUUUUUUUUUUUUCCUGGAGUUACCCCCACUAUGUAUGCAAAUCUAAACAGAACACUUUAGUUCUGCCUGCUUCUGAACUGUAUGUAAAGAAUUGUUCUGCAUUGUCUGGUGUCUGUCAUUCAUCAUAAUUCAUCCAUGUUUGUUGUAGCCAUACUUUAUUUACCAUUGCUAUAAUAGUUUACUGUUGUAUUAGUGUACCAGUUUAUUGACUGUGAAUAAUGAAGAUGUAUUUAGUUCUGGAUAAUUACAGUUCUAUAAUAAAUGUUUUAUUCACACA